Pelobates fuscus (common spadefoot toad) is the source of this 1152-nucleotide messenger RNA. Its product is annotated as ninjurin-1-like. The coding region runs from base 72 to 515 and encodes 147 amino acids. Gene Ontology annotation, biological process: tissue regeneration; cell adhesion. Gene Ontology annotation, cellular component: membrane. The transcript has 4 exons. Lineage: Eukaryota; Metazoa; Chordata; Amphibia; Anura; Pelobatidae. The record is from RefSeq and is a predicted model, not a curated record.
CCUGACACCGGACUGGGGGCCGUCUGGACCGAGCUCUCAGCUGCUGUGUGUUCUAUUCUGGAUCGUUCAAUAUGGGGACUCACACCGGAGAUAUGGAGCUCAAUGGGGUCGGGGAGACCGCCAAUCUUCAAGGGGAGGGUUCCCGCAUUACACGUCACAGAGAGCUGAACAUGAAUCAUUACGCAAACAAAAAAAGUGCAGCAGAAAGUAUGCUGGAUAUAGCUCUCCUCAUGGCGAACGCCUCCCAGCUGAAAGCAGUCAUAGAUCAAGGACCCACUUUCAGCUUCUACGUCCCCCUCAUCGUCCUUAUAUCGCUCUCACUCGUAUUGCAAAUUGUGGUGGGCGUUCUCCUAAUCUUCAUUGUGAAAUAUGACCUUAACAAUCCAGCUAAACACGCUAAACUGGAUGACCUCAACAAUGCCGCCACGGGCCUCGUAUUCAUUAUUGUUGUUGUAAACAUUUUCAUUACGGCCUUCGGAGUUCAGAAACCUGUGGAUGAUGCCCCUAAAUCAUAACAUCCAAUCCAUCGAGCGGCAUGUUUAGAGCUGCUAGGUUGAACCCUGUGAAGAUACUGUAAGGUCCCAAUUUUUCAUAUGACAUGCAACAAAAUAUAAUGCCAACUUGUCUUCCUAUUAAAACUAGCCACAUGGACAAUGGAACUUUAUUACACACGCCUGUUCUUCCUGUGUGCGUCACAUAUUGUGGAAACAUGUCCUAAGACUACAAUCUAUUCAGACAAUUCUUCUACAUUCAACAACAACAGAAGGGGGAAAAACAGCUUGUAGUUUUUACAGACAUCACUAUAUUUCGUGAAGAGGGGACCCAUUUAUUAGGACACCUAGUGAUGUACUAUUAUGAGACCACCUGGAUAUGUGUUUAAUUUUAAUACCACUGUUAAAGGGCGGAUAUUUAGGCAGUCACGUCUUGCAUUAAGGGACAAUUUGUCAGCAUGGCUUUUUGUACAUGGAUUAAUGAUCAAAUUCCAAUGUGAACCAUGCGUCCUGCACAUUUCCUGCACGUUUUGGAGCCAAAGGAUUUUUCUACCAGGCAUUUUUAUUUCUCUUCUUUAAUACUGCAAAUUAUUUCAUAGCAUGAGAUUGUUUACUACAAAUGGAAAAUGUGUAAAAAGUAGUGUUCCCUGACAUUGUUACA